AUGCCUCUGCCACGAUAUACAUACACCGGCCCCACCGACCACACUAUCAUCCCUGACCGUAGCAGUGUCAAGGGUAAAUCAGUCAUCAUCACCGGCGGUGCGAAUGGCAUGGGAGAGGCCCGAAGUUCUGGCGACAGUCUUUGGAACCUAGAAGAUCCCAACGAACAGCCAACGAAGCCAGAUCUCAACAUCGUAAAUGUCAAUCUCAUGGGGUCCUUGUACACGUGGAAGCUUGCAGUUCACUACUUCAGAAUGCAGCCAGAUACCGAGGAGCGGGACAGAUGUUUCAUCAUCACGGGCAGCAUGGUGGGCUGGAUAGAUUCUCCUGGUAAUUGGGAGUACACAGCAACAAAGUACGGGCUUCAUGGCUUUAUGAGAACCGUGAGACGCUCCAGCUGGGAACAAUGCAUCAGAAUCACCUACGUUGCCCCCUGCUGGAUCAGAAGCGCGAUUAGGACUGCCGACUAUGAAAAGUGGUUGAUCGAUCACGGAGUCGAAUUUGGCGAACAGGAAGACGUUGCAAACUCCAUGAUGAGAGUUGCCUGCGACAAAACCAUCAACGGGCGUUCUUUAAUGAUAACUCCUCGAUUAAUUGCGAAAGAGGGUUACAUGGACAUCGACCGGGAUGACUACAAGGAUGUUCCCGAGGACAGCUAUCUGAAAAGACUUCAAGAGUCUCAGCUGAUCAUCAUUGAAGACCAGUGGAGAGAUAAUUACAACGUGAGAAUCUACAAAGAUUAA
Colletotrichum aenigma is the source of this 741-nucleotide messenger RNA. It is a transcript of the gene adhA-1, whose product is annotated as 5'-hydroxyaverantin dehydrogenase. The record is from RefSeq and is a predicted model, not a curated record. The transcript is spliced from 3 exons. Gene Ontology annotation, molecular function: oxidoreductase activity. Lineage: Eukaryota; Fungi; Ascomycota; Sordariomycetes; Glomerellales; Glomerellaceae. The coding region runs from base 1 to 741 and encodes 246 amino acids.